Messenger RNA from Solea senegalensis (Senegalese sole), 4877 nucleotides. RefSeq names its product integrator complex subunit 6 like (gene ints6l). The coding region runs from base 161 to 2854 and encodes 897 amino acids. The transcript has 18 exons. Gene Ontology annotation, biological process: snRNA 3'-end processing. Lineage: Eukaryota; Metazoa; Chordata; Actinopteri; Pleuronectiformes; Soleidae. The record is from RefSeq and is a predicted model, not a curated record. Gene Ontology annotation, cellular component: integrator complex.
CAGACGGAGAGAGGGCAGAGGCAACGGCCCUCUUCUGGAGGGGGGGGGGCUUAUUAUAACAAAUAUACACACACAUGUGUGAGCUGUUUGGCCGCACUAUAGGUCAUAUGUGGAUAACGGUUAUUUUAGUAAAGCAUACCACCGCGGCUUUACAUCUAAAAUGCCUAUUUUACUUUUCCUGUUAGACACGUCCGCCUCUAUGAAUCAGCGCACUUAUUUGGGUACGACGUAUCUGGACGUUGCUAAAGGCGCGGUUGAGGUCUUUAUGAAGCUGCGUGCCCGAGACCCGGCUAGUAGAGGCGACAGGUACAUGCUAGUUACAUUCGAUGAUCCACCAUACGGAGUGAAGGCAGGCUGGAAGGAGAACCAUGCAACCUUCAUGUGUGAGCUAAAGAACUUGCAGGCAUUUGGUCUGACCACUCUAGGUCAUGCGCUUCGCACAGCCUUUGACCUGCUUAACCUCAACCGCCUCGUCUCAGGCAUUGACAACUAUGGACAGGGACGUAACCCCUUCUUCCUCGAGCCAUCUUUGAUCAUCACUAUCACUGAUGGGAACAAGCUAACACACAGCUCUGGGGUGCCAGAUGAGCUGCACCUGCCUCUGAACUCCCCUCUGUCAGGCAGUGAACUAACCAAAGAGCCUUUUCGUUGGGACCAGCGUCUGUUUGCGUUGGUGCUGAGGCUGCCAGGAGCAGCAGCACCAGAUAACGAGCAGCUCGGUAGCGUCCCCACGGAUGAGUCUGCUAUCACUCAGAUGUGUGAAGUCACUGGAGGGCGAUCAUACUGUGUACGGACACAGAGGAUGUUGAACCAGUGUCUGGAAUCUCUGGUCCAAAAAGUUCAAAGCGGCGUGGUGAUUAAUUUUGAGAAGACAGGGCCAGAUCCGCCUCUCACUGGGGAAGAUAACGCAGUGGAAUCAAGUCGUCCCGUGUCUUCCUUCAGUCCUCAGCCGUGGCACAGUUGUCACAAACUCAUCUAUGUGCGGCCGAACCCAAAGACAGGAGUGCCAGUCGGACACUGGCCCAUACCAGAGUCCUUCUGGCCGGACCAGAAUUCUCCGACACUGCCACCUCGCUCUGCUCAUCCAAUGGUGCGUUUCUCUUGUGUGGACUGUGAGCCCAUGGUGAUUGACAAACUUCCCUUUGACAAGUAUGAGCUGGAGCCCUCUCCACUCACCCAAUUCAUUCUAGAAAGGAAAUCUCCACACAUGUGCUGGCAGGUGUUUGUUAACAGCAGUGCGAAGCAAAAUGACCUGGGACAUCCAUUCGGCUACCUUAAAGCCAGCACCACUCUCACCUGUGUUAACCUGUUUGUCAUGCCCUACAACUACCCAGUCCUUCUCCCACUCCUCGAUGAUUUGUUUAAAGUGCACAAACUAAAACCAAACCUCAAGUGGCGACAGGCCUUAGAGAUGUACCUGAAGACAAUGCCUCCAUACUACCUCUUGCCCUUAAAAAAGGCAUUGAGGAUGAUGGGCGCACCUAAUCUCAUCGCAGACACAAUGGACUGUGGCCUGAGUUACAGUGUCAUCUCAUAUUUAAAGAAGCUCAGUCAACAGGCGAAGAUUGAAUCAGACCGUUUUAUAGUGUCUGUGGGGAAAAAGGCUCCACAAGAAACUGGCAUAAAGGUGAAGAACCACUCCAGCUCUCUCUCACUGGCCCAUCGACGCGAUUUCAAGCAGUUGCUGCAGGGAAUCACUGGGGAAGGGCCUCUUCGACUGGUUGACAUCAAUUUCAAAGAGUUUGCUGGCUUCCAGAUUGCUCUGCCCAACAAGGAUGUAAAACCUCAAGCUUAUCGAAAUGCCUAUGACAUCCCAAGACGGAACCUUCUGGAUCAGCUCACCCGCAUGCGCUCUAAUAUAUUACGGACGUCACAGAAACUGAUUCGAGGACAAGAUGAAGACUAUCUACACAGCAUUCCAGUAGCUCAGAUGGGAAACUACCAGGAGUACCUAAAAAUGAUGCCAUCUCCUCUGAGGGAAAUUGACCCAGACCAACCAAAACGUCUGCACACAUUUGGGAAUCCUUUCAAACAGGAUAAGAAGGGCAUGAUGAUCGAUGAGGCUGAUGAGUUCGUUGCAGGUCCUCAAAACAAGAAGAGAGGAAAUUCCAGUGAUUCCAACUCCGGUUCUACUGUGAAGAGAAGGCGAAGUAUGUCUCCGCUGCUGCGGCGGCCACAGACUCCACCAGGAAACACCAACCAUGUGCCAGUGGGAAAGAUUCCAGCCGGGGUUCAGGGGCAGCAGAACCUCAUCAAACCCAUUCCAGUGAACAAAGUAGUGGAUGAAAACAAUGUGGCUGUCCCUGACAGUAAUGGUGAUGGGGUUCUUGAGCCUGAAUCUGGGGCAGUCUGGCCCACUGAGAUGGACUCUGUAGUUGGAAACCCAGCUUCGCUGACCCUUGAGGAGCAAGCCAGCAUGGGACCAGUUGACGGGGGAGAGGAUGUCAACAUGACGGAGGAGAGACUAGUGGAGGACUGUCUGAACGAGCAGCCGCAGGAGGAGAAACACAACUGUGAACGGCUCAGUCCGCAGAGCCAGCUCGACGGCUCUGAGGCCGACGAUGCCGUGCUUGAGACCAUUUUCAUAGCACCACUCGAUGGAAGCCAAGCCGAGCUGAGGACACGGGUCAUAAAGGAGGUCCGCAAGCCUGGGCGAAAUUAUGAGGCCAUACUGUCACUACUGCAGCAGGUGAAAGGGCCACUUAACGUUCAAAGGUACUUCAUCCAACACGCUAUCAAAGAGGCCGUCAGGUUCAAGAAGAGGGUACUGAUCGAGCAGCUGGAGUUGGCCCUUGCUGACUUGGAGCUGAAACAUGCAAUGUCCCUGCAGCUCCCCAACGAUCAUGGCAGAUAGUGACAAAGGCAUCUUUGACUUGUGACUGAAGUGUGUGUCAUUCCCUGCUGAAUAUCACCACUGGAAACAGAGAUGUCCACAUUGUGCAGCCUCAAAAAAGACUAACUGAGGAAGUUGAGGCAUAAAAAAGAAGAAUGCACUGAAAGCAGAUGCUCCUACAGUCCCCGUGUUCUUACAUCACAUCCUGUUAGAGGUGGAGCAUAAGGGGUUUAGCUGGAGGAGGGGCCUUCAGUGUAGAUCCAGUGCCGACGACUAAAGAGACUUUAAAAAUAAUCCUCUUCAUAUUGACUGAUGCCUUAAACCAUAUAUGGCUUUUGUCUGUAUCAGCACAUUGUUUAAAAGACAUGCACACACACACACAAUCACUAUGUUAAACAGACACACAAUAAGCUGACUGCUCAGUUAAUGGCAGAGCAAAGGAUGGAUGAUUCCUAUAUUCUUCAAAGACAGACAUUUGUUCAGCUGGUCUGAAAAGUGUAAGACUGAAAACCUUUUUUUAUACAGUAAAUAAGUUAAUGUUGCUGAAUGGCUGACAGGAGAAACCUGGUCAGUCGGUUACCCCUCUGAUUUUAGUGUUAUAUCUGCAUAGAUAAUGCACAGAUGUUGAUAGUGUUACCUGAUAUGUUCACUGGGAUAAUCCUGUUCUCAUAGGAUAAUGUUUGUAUUCAUUAAUAUUGAAGGUGGGCAACAUGGAUUCAGGCUGUGAGUAUGUCAUUUUAUGUUGCAGUAGCAGUUUACUGUUUAUUGUGAUAUACUGUCACUUUUCUGACAAAAUAUCCUGGUGGAAAUGUGUGUUCCCAGAUGUGAAUGAACCUUUAUUUAACUAGUCAUUCACAUUUACAUUAGAGCAUCAAGAACAGCAGCACAUAUCCAAAAAAGGGAGAAAAAAAAACACACAGUCAAAGCAUAAAAACAUAACAUGGGACAUUUUGUAAACUACAUGCAGUCUAUCACACAAUAACAGCAUGAGGGAAGAGAGCAAGAGUAAUGACAAACAAUGCACAAACAACAGCAGGAGGACAAUAAUACUUAAGUACAAACAAUGGCACACAAGACAGAAAGCUUUGAGAGUGGGUUCAAAGGCAGCUAUCAGUGAAAAUGUCUCCACGUCCAGGUUUAGUUGUGGCCUUGCAUGACGGCAAAACCAACAAGGGGAAAAAGAUGAUACAUAAUAACUGUAUCUACAAUGAUCUCUUUAUAAACUGUAAAGCUAAGUGUUCUCUCACCUCACACCACAACUGCCAUGUUGCCCACCCUUAAAUACAGGCAUGUGUGUCAGUGUGUGAGUGCGUGUGAGUCUUCACACACACACACACACACACACACCUGCCUUCUGGUGAAGUCACUUUCACACUGGGCCCUUUUUGUCUCUAAAUCACAGUUGUAUCGAGGUCAUACAGACGGAGCUUUGUAAAACUGAAACUGAUAUAGAAUAUAGAAGUAUUACGUGUCUUUGUUAUGCAUCAGUGUGUUGGACUGUAAAUGGACUCAUCACAUCCAUGAAAACCCAGAUGGCAGAUGUGUUUACUGGUGUAGUGACUGAGCAUCAGCGUCCUCCUACAGUUUACCUGCCGUAAAGCAAUACAACAUGGGUUCAGUGAAUGCAGCUGCAACCACACACACACUCAUACACACAACAUCUCUUCCUCCUCUCAGCACAACAAACACUCCAUUGUCUCCCACAAUCAAAACUUGAUUCAGAGGAGUUUCUGCAUGUGUCCGUGCCCAGUGGACGAUCAUGCAUUGUUGACGUGCAACAUUUUGAUUCUCUGCCCUCUGCUGCUCUACACGAGCCUCCUUCUCCUCUGUUCUCAUUGUUUUUACGACAGCUGUACACUACUUUUUAAUGUUGAUAAGGAAGAUAGACUAUUUUUGUGAAUUUGUUUAUUUCAGAGUAUAAGAACUAUUUUGGAAAAACAUGUUUAAAGCCAAUUUUGUAAGCUGUUAAAUAUGUAUACAAAGUGUAAAAUUUUAUGAACCUGCUCCUUUUUUUUCUACAAAAAACCCCCCACCUAGAAUGGGA